Molecule: messenger RNA, 648 nt
Organism: Penicillium egyptiacum
Lineage: Eukaryota; Fungi; Ascomycota; Eurotiomycetes; Eurotiales; Aspergillaceae
Source: the annotation of a GenBank genome assembly
AUGAGCAUCGAGACACCAGAGAGUCAGACUGCUUCAUCAGCAUCAACAUCUGCUACUGCAUCUGAAAAUAUCUCCAAAGCCAAAGAGAUUAUCGCACCAACAGAGACACCGACAGCAGAAGAAGAAGAGAAAGAGAAAGACACAUCCAAACCUUCAAUAUACUCCCCAGCAAACCUACUCUCAAGUCUCCUCUCCCCAUUCUCUUUCUCAAGCACGCCUCCAGAGCCAACCACCUCAAUAUCCCCAAAAAACAAAGAAAAAGAGAAGACCAAAGGUCCAACUAGAAUAUCAAUCGAAACCCCGACCUCACACUCAACUACACAAUUCACCCCAGAGCCAUAUUACACUCCCGAAGAGACACCCCUAUUCAAAACCCUGUACAAGACCCGUUUAACAAAAACCCGCACAAAACAACUCCUCCGCGCAGGAGAGCGAGAAUACAAUGACCCACCACCUCCACCAGGACUGGGGGAUUGUUGUGGGAGUUCGUGUGAUCCUUGUGUAAGGGAUUUGUGGAAGCAAGAGAUUGGGAUUUGGAGGGAGAGAUGGGGAGAUUGGGGGAUUGAAGAAGAGGUAGGAGGUUCGAAAGACGAGAAGAAGAGUAAGAAAGAAGAGAAAUUGGCGAAAACGAAAGAUCUGGAAUGGUGA